Cylindrotheca closterium is the source of this 900-nucleotide messenger RNA. The record is from the annotation of a GenBank genome assembly. NCBI's taxonomy places the organism in Eukaryota, Bacillariophyta, Bacillariophyceae, Bacillariales, Bacillariaceae.
AUGCCACCAUCCGCCAUUGACGAUUUCGCUUCCAGUGUCUUAGGAAGCGUAGAGAGCACAGCCAAUUCACUGUUGGACGGAGACACUGCUGCCAAAGUAAUUGAUACCUUUGAGAAUACCAUGUUGCCUUACCUCGUGGCUACCGCUUCCUUUGCCCACGGUGUGGUCUUUCCCGCUGGUGGUGAUAAGGUUGCAGUUCCAGUGCAAGCAAUCACCCCAGCCAAUAGAGGUGGUGGUGCUCUCACGCCCUACUUUUUUUACGGAAUGGUGUUUGGAAUUGGGCUUUCACACACAUUGUACCGCACACGAGUCACGGACAAGUUGCGAUUGGCUCUUUAUGCUUGGUUAUACGAUACUCCCAAUGAUAAGCCUGGUAGUCCUCAAAACCAAUACCGUGACCCCACCGCACUUCAAGAGUUGGAUGGAACCCCAAUGCCAGGUUCGGAAAAGGAAGACAAUGCUGGUAUUCUGAAGGAAUUGUUGUCACCAGACUGGGCAUUGACACCCAAUCUUCACGUUGCCUUGUUGACUCUUCCAUUUGGAGCUGAAUUGAACCCCACAAGCGCAACUGGUGUCGAAUUCUACUAUGUCAUUGAAGGAGAUGGUACCUACACCCAAACCAUUGAUGGAAAGCCAGCAAAGGCAAAGCGCAUAUCGAGCGGAAAUGGAUUUGUAGUCGACCCCGGAACAAUUCGAGGAUUUGCUGCCAACGGAAGAGGUCAACUGGUUCUUCUCCGCACCACUGACACUGCCAUUGUCGAAGGAUACGACGUUAAAACGAACACUAUUUCUUCUCCCAAGGCUAUUGUCACUGCAGGCGUUGGAAAGAUGGAAGAAUUGAUUAAGAAGUAUACCCAUAAAGAGGAUUUCGAGGAGGUUUCAAAGCCCAGUGGAAACUAA